Messenger RNA from Cooperia oncophora, 669 nucleotides. The record is from the annotation of a GenBank genome assembly. Lineage: Eukaryota; Metazoa; Nematoda; Chromadorea; Rhabditida; Trichostrongylidae.
AUGCUCAGCCUUUGGCCUUGCUGUGGACUAUCCAACAGGCAGGCUGUGCUUGACUUGAUCGCAAACUGGUAUACUUGUAUUCAAAUCCCGAUACUAUUUCUGGUGCUCAUUGAAUCUGGACUGCAUAGCGCUUUCGAAGCGCUUAUGGAGGCUCGCGACUUCCUUUUACUGUCCGGCGUUCAGCUGCAUUUACAAGACACAACAACUUUGCUGGAAAAGCACAACUUGAUGACUGAUGAAAUAAAACAUGUUCUUCGUGACAGACAUGCCAGCGAUUUGGAGCGCUUUACUAUCAUUCGCGAUAUGGUUCCUCCUGAGCUGGAAUUGCCCACAGCGCUUCCACCUGCUACCGUUUAUGCUCCGUGUCCACAUGAUCUCGGAUGUCCAAAGCUGAAAUCCAAUAGCCCGUGUACCUUCCCCAUUCGAUGGCGAGUCAUUCGAGCAGAUGGCAAGCGUUCACGUUACGAGGAAUCAGGCACUCAGACGGGGAAGUUUUCUUAUGUCAUUCUGGAAAAAGGCGUUCGACCUCCUCUUGACACCAUUACCAGGAUACUUAAGAUACGACAUAGCCAUGGGCAUGUGACCUGUGACUUGUGUACUGCAUUCAAAGGAAUCCAAAGAGUCACCGUUUCUCGCCAGAACCGAUACGACAUAGCCAUGGGCAUGUGA